AGCUAUGGAAGCACCAGUGAUCAUACUCUUAUCUGUUGGAUCAAUAUUUAAUAUUAGCACGUUUAUUUCCUUUCCUAACAACUACCACAUCAAAAGUCAAAGGCCAAAAACACAAGAUCAAUGUUUUGUUUUGUGAACCCAGAAAGUUGAUAAAAAUGAAGCACAUGAGUCAUAAUCAGAAUAGAUAGAUAGAUAGUUAGUUUAUCACUACUGUUUUUCAAUAAAUAUAGUUGAAGUUGUGAUGGCAACAAUGGGAAGUGAAGCAUGGAAGGCCCAUUUGGGCAUGGCAGUUGUACAGCUAUUCAAUGGUGGCUACCAUGUCAUUACUAAGGUGGCCCUUAAUGCUGGAGUCAACCAAUUAGUCUUCUGCUUCUAUAGGGAUCUCCUUGCUCUCUUUGCUCUUUCUCCCAUCGCUUUCUUCCAUGAAAGACAGACAAGGCCACCCAUUACUAAGCAGCUAUUGAUGUCAUUCUUCUUUCUUGGAUUAACCGGGAUAUUUGGCAACCAGCUGUUGUUUCUUAUUGGUUUAGGUUAUACAAAUCCAACUUAUGCAGCUGCCUUACAGCCUGCUGUUCCAGUCUUUACCUUUCUGCUUGCUGUGAUCAUGCGUGUAGAAAGAGUGAAUUUGCAGAGUAUUGAAGGUCUGACAAAGGUUGGAGGGACUCUUAUAUGUGUUUCAGGUGCCAUAUUUAUGGUUUUGUAUCGUGGUCCAUCGGUGAUAGGAUAUACCGAACCAGUCAUUAUACCACAGAAUGAAAUAAUCGUCAGUGGUCAGCCAGAGCCUUCUGCAUGGUUGAUUACUGGUUUACAGAAUCUUGGAUUGGAUAAUUUUGAACUUGGAGUUGUGUUCUUGAUAGGCAACUGCACGUGCAUGGCUGCUUUCUUAGCGAUUCAGGCACCGGUACUAAAAAAGUAUCCUGCAAAUCUAUCUGUGACAGCAUAUUCAUUCUUCUUUGGAGUUGUACUAAUGGCGAUAGUCUCGUUAUUCAUGACUGAUUUGUCAAGUGAUUGGAUUUUGACAGAAUCAGAAAUACUUGCUGUUGUUUAUGCUGGAAUUAUUACAUCUGCAUUUAGUUAUGGAGUCAUCAGUUGGAGCAACAAGAUAUUAGGGCCAACUCUGGUUGCCCUUUACGUUCCACUUCAACCCGCAUUUGCUGCCAUAUUGUCUCAGAUAUUCCUUGGAAGUCCAAUUUACUUGGGAAGUAUCAUAGGGGGGUGUUUGAUCAUUGCUGGUCUGUAUACUGUUACCUGGACAUCUUAUAAAGAAAGGCGGGCAAUUGUUGGAAUUACUUCUCAUGUCUCUGGGACCUCUGAACCACUUAUUAUUCAGGAAAAAAGUGCACACCAUAGAGGUGAUAUAUUUCCAGGGUCCUCCAGGUCCCCAAACCCAAAAUCAUAUGAUUGAAAGAUGUAUCAUAGAAUGUCGAUAAAGGACAGCCUAGUGCAUGAGGCUUCCACCAUGUGGAGUAUUUAAAAGUAAAUGUACACUGUCUUAUCUCUGCAAGCGGAUAAGUUGUUUUUAUGAUUUGGACAUGUGACUUCUAGAUCACAGGACACCAACCUAAUCAUUGUGCAACGACUUGCGGCCCUCUAAAUCAUAAAAUGUAAAUGCCUUGUAAAAGAUUGGUUAUGUGAGUGUGUUUCUUUAACCCAGCAAUCUGUGUUGAAUGUUGUCUUAGAACAAAUUGUCAAUGUUAAUUUUAAAAUGCAGUUUAUUUUUGAGGUUAUUGAAUGCAAUGUUACAGGCUACCUAGAGGAACCAGCUUGUAUCCUCAUCAUGUGUAGCUCUAUCUGAUUUUCAA
Messenger RNA from Medicago truncatula (barrel medic), 1802 nucleotides. Its product is annotated as WAT1-related protein At4g19185. NCBI's taxonomy places the organism in Eukaryota, Viridiplantae, Streptophyta, Magnoliopsida, Fabales, Fabaceae. Gene Ontology annotation, molecular function: transmembrane transporter activity. The transcript is spliced from 7 exons. The record is from RefSeq and is a predicted model, not a curated record. Bases 242 to 1405 code for a protein of 387 amino acids. Gene Ontology annotation, cellular component: membrane.